CUUCGAGCAGCAGACUUCACAAAAACUUCAUCAACAAGAAAAAACGUGAAAAUCUUCAACAUCGGAAUGUCUAGGUGAAGGAUGUCGGAACGGACAAGAAACACACCACCGAAGAGGAGGAGAUAAAGAUGGCUCGGCUCCAGAAUGCAUUGAAAGUUGUUGGACGGUCGAAUGGAUUGAAAGCAACUGUAAAGAAGGAGUUACCCGGAAGCCCUGCCAAAAAGCAAAAACCGGCACCGGUUGCGCCGAAAAUUUUGGACUCCUCGAUCGGAAGACUCUCAAUUGCUAAAAAUAUACGGAUGGACAAAACUACGAUCAUCAUUGGUCACAAAGUUGCAGCUCCGAAAAGAGAAUCCGUCUGGAAUUCUGGAAGUUCACAAGAAUGACCUUUAGUCAUCCUAGCAAACGAGGCAACACUGGAAGAGGACGAAAAACGUUAAGAUUCCGUAUGAAGAUGUCAGAAAACCGAGUUAGGAGGAACUUGGAAUUAAAUUUUUGAGUUUUCUUUUUUCUAUAAUUUUUUAAGCUCACUUUUUAUUCUUUUUGUUGUUCUCCCACUUAGGCUAUGUUAAUAAAUGUGUUUUUGUUAA
Messenger RNA from Caenorhabditis elegans, 590 nucleotides. It is a transcript of the gene Y47G6A.30, whose product is annotated as 40S ribosomal protein S19-binding protein 1. The transcript is spliced from 4 exons. Bases 129 to 386 code for a protein of 85 amino acids. The record is from RefSeq and is marked reviewed. Lineage: Eukaryota; Metazoa; Nematoda; Chromadorea; Rhabditida; Rhabditidae.